This is a messenger RNA of Heterotrigona itama, 1546 nucleotides long. The record is from the annotation of a GenBank genome assembly. Lineage: Eukaryota; Metazoa; Arthropoda; Insecta; Hymenoptera; Apidae.
GUAAAAUCGACGUCAUUUUUAUCGACAUGGACGAGAUAUUAAUUGUCAAUUUGAAAUUACGUGAAAAUUACUUAAAAUAUGUGGGAUUUCAUUCAUCACUAGCGAUUACUCAAAGCUCAUUUAACUCUACGUAAGACGUAACUUGAUGUAAAAUCAAAUUCAAAAUGAUUUCCUAUCUCUGUUAAACUUCGUUCGUGACCAAAGUCGCGCAUGCGCGGAACACGUGUGUAUCGCGCAUGUGCAACUUAUCGGUUUGGAGGGGCGUAGAAAGGAGGCCAUAUUGUACAGUUAAAUUGAAAGAACGAAAAUAAUUAUAUCAUCGUGCGAUCGUGCCUGUUUCGUUUCGUAUUUUUGUUGCCGUGCGUAUCCACGAGACGUGUGCCUACGUACACCGUGAUCAGGGCAACAGUGCACGAAGUCCGUUUCGGGUAUAUCCUGCAGUUUCCUUCCCCUUGUAAAUAACUACAAGUUGUAGGCAGUGUAUCCCGAUAUCUAGGCACCGUCCGUCAGUCUGCUCAAGGGGUUUGUUGCUCCAGACGAGAUGGGCACUCGGGAUGACGAAUAUGAUUAUUUAUUUAAAGUCGUUCUUAUUGGUGACUCCGGCGUAGGGAAAAGCAAUCUUUUGUCAAGAUUCACGAGAAAUGAAUUCAACUUGGAGUCGAAGUCGACUAUAGGGGUUGAAUUCGCUACGCGUAGUAUACAGGUAGAUGGAAAAACUAUCAAAGCUCAGAUUUGGGACACCGCGGGACAAGAGCGUUAUCGCGCCAUUACAUCCGCGUACUAUCGCGGUGCUGUCGGCGCCUUGCUGGUAUACGAUAUCGCGAAGCAUCUGACGUACGAAAACGUGGAGAGAUGGUUGCGAGAGUUGCGGGACCAUGCUGAUCAGAAUAUCGUCAUUAUGCUGGUGGGAAACAAAUCUGACUUGAGGCAUCUACGCGCCGUACCGACAGAUGAGGCGAAAGCGUUUGCGGAGAGAAACGGCCUCUCUUUCAUUGAAACUUCUGCUUUAGAUUCAACGAAUGUCGAGACGGCAUUUCAAAACAUAUUAACAGAAAUCUACAGAAUCGUAUCGCAGAAACAGAUACGUGAUCCACCCGAGGGUGAUACAAUCCGGCCACAAAACGUAGAACCCAUCGACGUGAAGCCAACAAUGAACUCAGAGGGAAUGCGUAAGCAGUGCUGCCAGUGACUCACCUUGUUGCUUAAAAUAAGGACAUACAAAGUGGCAGAGGCAAAAAGAAAAGUGGUCGACGGUAAACGUAACAGGUGCAAACAGUACAAGAAUCAAGACUAUUUACGAAUAUAAGUAUAUAACUGAUUAUUGGUUUCCCAAAUAAUCCGGCUGUUCCGGAUGCAGAAUAGAGACUGUUCUCCUGGCUCUUGUCGUUUUAUGGGAGCGGAUGAUAAUAGUAGUACUUAAAAAAAGGAAACAUCUGUACAUCUUUGCCCUCAAGAACCGCUUGAUUUCAAUUGAAUCAUACUACUAUUACUAGUACUACUGCUAUUGUAAUAUUACUACUAUUACUACUAUUACUACUACUACUAC